Molecule: messenger RNA, 4060 nt
Organism: Podarcis raffonei (Aeolian wall lizard)
Lineage: Eukaryota; Metazoa; Chordata; Lepidosauria; Squamata; Lacertidae
Gene: ANKRD24
Product: ankyrin repeat domain 24
Exons: 20
Coding region: 133-3507 (1124 amino acids)
Molecular function (GO): actin binding
Source: RefSeq, a predicted model, not a curated record
CUGAUCUGCUGCUGCAAGCCGGCUUUGCUGCCCGUUAUCCCAGCAUCAGGACCGCCCGCCAGCAUCCUUCAUCUUCCCCUGCAUCCCUCAUCACUGGUCCUUCCUCCUGCGCCGCCGGCUGAGAUCGGAUGGAUGGCUACUCGAUACUUCCUGGGAGGGACGAUGAAGCAAAUUUGCUUCUGCGCUGCCUCUUCCUUCGCGAGCCAGGACUGGAGCAAAAAUGACGAGAAGCUCCUGCAGGCGGUGGAAUACAAUGACGCCGACCGUGUCUCCUCGCUCCUCGUCCGAAAGGGCCUCGUUCCCACGAAGCUGGACUCAGAAGGGAAAUCGGCGUUCCACCUGGCUGCGACAAAAGGGAACACAGAUUGCCUGGAAGUCAUGCUGGCCCACGGAGCGGACGCCAUGACGACCGACGGUUCAGGCUACGCAGCAUUGCACCUGUCGGCUAAGCACGGACACCCGCAGUGCGUGAGCAAGCUGUUGCAGGCAUCCUGUCCUGUGGACGUAGCCGACAGCCAUGGACGGACAGCUCUCCACCAUGCAGCUGUCAACGGAUGCAUAUCUUGUCUUGAAAUCCUUUGCGACUUUAAGGCUCCCUUGAACACCAAGGACAAGGAUGGCGCGACCCCUCUCAUGCUCGCGGCGAAGAUGAGCCACUCGGAGCUGUGCCGAUACCUGCUCCACCGGGGAGCCGCCGUCAACGCCAGAGACCAGCGUGGACGAACAGCCCUGAUGGUGGCUUGCGAGAACAGCAGCGUGGAGACGGUGGAAGUCCUGGUCCAUGGCGGAGCGCGGGUCGGCCUUGUUGACGCCAUGGGUCACGACGCGGCCCAUUAUGGCGCGGCCGUGGGCAACGCCCUCAUCCAGCACUACCUGCAAGAAGCUGCCCAGCGCCAUUCCUGGGCUAGCGAAGAGGAAUCGACCGAAGCAUCCUCACAGACAUCCUCUCCGCGCCACUCUCUGACCAAAGGGAAGAACAGCAGCCCAAGAAAGAGGAAAGCCCCGCCUCCCCCAGGAAGUGCCCCCAGCCAGGACCCCCAACCGCUGGACCACAACCUGGUUUCUGCCGAACGGGGCAACCGAGUCAUCACCGCCAAGCCAGCCCGCACCCACCACAAUGACCCUCCCGUUCCGGCUGCGACGGAGGACCAGGAGGCCUACGAGGAAAUCGUGCGGCUGCGUCAGGAGAGAGCUCAGCUCCUGCAAAAGAUCCGAAGCCUGGAGCAGCGGCAAGAGACGUUGAAGCAGAAACGACCGGACGAUGGGUCUUUGCAUACUUUGCAGAAGCAGGUGGAAGAACUUCAGAAGCAGCUGGAGGAGAAAGUUGGGGAAAAGGAGAACCUUGGGAGAGAGUUGGCGGCUUUGCGGAGCCGUCUGUCAUCUGUGGAGAACGAGAAGGAAAACACCAGCUAUGACAUUGAAACCCUGCAAGAUGAAGAGGGAGACCUCCUCGAAUUCCCAGGGGCAGAGCUUCUGCUCUCCAAAAAGAGUUUGAGCGUCUCCACUGAGGAACUCCUGGCGACCUUGCAAGGACAGGUUGAUUCCCUGACCCAGAAGAACAAGGAGCUGAUGGAAAAGAUACAGGUCCUGGAGAAUUACGAGAAGGACGAGAGCGACGCCGACAUCUCGGCGGACUUCAUCCCCAUCAUCCUGUACGACUCGCUCCGCUCUGAGUUUGACCGCUUGAAGGAGCAACACGCAGAAGCCCAGGAGGCCCUGAAGUCCGUCGACGGAGCUGGCGAGUCGUCCUGCAAGCUCAUCCCUGCGGAGGCGUACGAGCAACUGAAGGCUGACCACGAGAAGCAAAUCCGGGCCCUCAAACUGGCUUUGGAGAAGAGCAGCUUCCCGGCCCUCCGGGGUGGCGGUGGGCCGGCGGCGGAGGGGAGCUCUGGUUUGGGGACGGAAGGAGAUGCAAGCCAAGCAGAGGCAGGAGCCAGGAAGGAGGAGAUGGAGGAGCUGGCCAAGGAGCUCAGUGCCACCCGGGAAAAGUACCAGGCGGCCCUAGCAGAAGUGAAGCUCCUCCAGGAACAGAUGGAGUUGGGCAUCUUGUCUGUGGAGGAGAAGGAGCUGUUGGAGAACUCCAGGACCGAGUUGGAGACGAUGAAGACCGCCUUGCAGCAGGCUCGGAUGGACCUCGAGGAACGAGAUCGGAAGGUGAAGGAUCUGGAGGGACGUCUCAGGGCUCAGGAGGAAGCAGCUGGCCCGGAGACGAUGAAGUCCGCCUUGCACCAGGCUCGGAUGGACCUCGAGGAGCGAGAUCGGAAGGUGAAGGACCUGGAGGGACGUCUCAGGGCUCAGGAGAAAGCAGUCGUGGAGGAGGACAAGGAGAUGAAGGUCUCCUUAGAUGAGGUCUCCAGGGAGAAGGAGGUCCUGCAGGCGAGGUGCGCUUCCAUGGAGGCCGAGGUGAGGGAGCUGAAGGAGAAGACCCGGCAGCUGGAAGAGCAUGGGAGUCGGACCUUGAGGGAGGAGGCCGGCAAACUGCGGAGCCAGCUGGACGCCCUUGAGGGGCAGCGCCAGGCGGCCGAGUCUGAGGCGGAUCAGCUCCGGAAAGGCCGCGAGGCUCUGGCGGAGGAGCUGAGGUCUGCCAAGGAGGAGCUGGCAUCUCGACGGGAGCAGGAGGACGCGGCAGGCAAGCUGAGGACCUCCCUCUCCGAGGCGGAGAAGAGCCUAUCGGAGCUGAAGGAGCGCCACGAGGGCACCUUGAAGGAGUUGGCGGAAGCGCGGGAGGCGGCGGAGACCUGUCGGCGUGGGUCGGUGCCCCUCACAGAGCACGCCCGGGCCAAGGAGGCGCUGGAGGGCACCCUGUGGGAGCUGAAGGCCAAGUCGAAGCUUCUGGAGCAAGAGCUGAAGGCCAAGGACCAGGAGAUCGUGGGCCUCAAGGAGGAGCUGGAGGUGGUUCUGAAGGGAGCCGUCUCGAAGGAGGCGCACGAGGAGCUCCGCGCCCGGCUUCAGGGAGAGGCGGACGCCCUGAGCGCCAAGCUGGCCGAUUUGGGGCGCAAGCACGAGCGGACCUGCACCGAGGUCUUCCAGGUCCAGCGAGAGGCCCUCUUCAUGAAAAGCGAGAAGCACGCGGCCGAGGCCCAGCUGGCGGCCGCCGAGAAGCAGCUGCAAGGCUUGCGGGCCGAGUCGGAGCGGAUCCGGGAGCUGCACAGCCACAUCGAGGACUCGGCCAAGCUGGUCAAGGAAAAGGACCACAAAAUCACAGAGCUUUCCAAAGAAGUCUUCAAACUCAAGGAAGCCCUGAACGACCUCUCGGAGCUGUCGGGCGAGGCUUCGGCCAAAGCCACCUCGCCAAAGGUGGAGUCGCGGCAGGAGGUUGCUACUCUCCAGGGCCGAAUCCGAGAUCUGGAGCAGCAGUUGGCUGAGGCUGAGCGACGGCAUGGCAAUAUCGUUUCUUUGUACAGGGGACACCUUCUCUAUGCCAUCCAGGGACACAUGGAUGAAGACAUUCAGAGAAUCCUCUUCCAGAUUCUGAAGAUGCAAAGACUCCAGGAACAAGGCAGAUGAGAUUCGGGAAAAGAGGACCACCGGUUUCAAACCGGGGGGGCUUUUCCAUAUUGGAGAACUGCUAUCUAGAGAACUCCCUUCCCCUCACGCCAGCCAGCCAGCCCUGCAGUGCGGCACCGAUCCUGCCCACUCCCUUCCCCUGGAACGCAAGCCGCCUGCCUCGCCUGCUCAAGAGUCUUCCUGAACCCCUAUCCUCACGGACUUUGCCUUUUCUGUCCUCGGGGGGCGCCUGCGAGGAAGACUUUGCCCCCCCAUCACUACCUUCAAAGGGUUUAAAUGGGUCAUUCCAGCAGGCAGAAAUCCACUGCCCUCCAUCACUGCACCUCCCUUCUGCGCAAAGCCGCACCUGUGGAACAUCCGCCUGCCGCAACACUGUGAUAGUCCAUGCUGAAGAUGGGAAAGGUCCUUGCGGGGUUGGGCGGAGGCCGUUUCUCGCCGGGAGCAGCGCGGCAUAGCGGUUAGAGCUUCUGGGCGACGAAAAUUGGGAUCAAAUAAGCCUUUCACUCGCAAAGCUCACCGGGGCAGUCUCUCUCUCUCUCUCUCUCUCUCUCUC